UUUCUGUGUAAAUUCUUCUGCUGCUAGAGCAAGGUCGAACGCGCCUGAUGCUUGACUCUUCCCCGUUACCGUACCUAGGAUACUGUGUAGAGUCUUCCGAGAUCAGCAUAGCCGCGUGAAUACUCUUGGCAUUGGAGCAACGUGUAGCUGUGCACGAAACGGUCUCACUUCUAGCACAAACAAACACUUUCAGCGCGUCGUUUGUCAUGCGAUUCUGGAUACUAUAAGUCCUGCGACACUUUCAGUCCGCCAUCCGGCCUGUCCUUCAGCUUCUCAGCGACCGUCCUCUGAACGAAGCUCUGUUUCGACUUCCCAAAACAAGAGCCCUCUCGCAAUUGUCGCCCGACAACUAGCAAGAUGGGGUCGUUGGGGUCAUACUUCCUCGAUGCAUUCUAUUCAUUAACCAACUGCAUGGUGUGCUUCCCGGGGCAGCCGCAGCUCAAAGUCAACAGCCGGAGCUUCAAAAUCCUCCGGCUACUGGGCGAGGGCGGUUUCUCAUACGUCUACCUCGUACAAGACAUCUCUACACAAGAGCUCUUCGCCCUCAAAAAGAUCCGAUGUCCAUUCGGUCAGGAAUCCGUCUCCCUCGCCCUCAAAGAAGUCGAGGCCUACAGCCUCUUCGCUCCGCACCCGAACAUCAUCCACUCGAUUGAUUACUCCGUGGCGUCAGAUCGGUCGGAUCCGAGCGCUAAGACGGUGUAUAUCCUGUUGCCGUACUACCGGCGAGGAAAUCUCCAGGACAUGAUCAAUGCGAAUCUGGUGAACCACACAAAGUUCCCGGAGAAGAGGCUCAUGGUCUUGUUUCUUGGGGUGUGUCGGGCGCUGAAAACUAUGCAUCAGUAUAAAGUCAGGGGUCCGCCCGGCGGAGCAGCGAGUCGGGGGAACGCGAAGAAAGUCAGGAAGGAAGCUGCAAGAGCAGAUGCAGAGGCCGCGGGGGCGAUGGAGAUGCGCGCGUCAAGGAGACAUAGGGAGGGCGACGACGACGAGGAGAUGGAAGCGGAACCGCUUAUGGAGGCGGAAGUAACCCUGGCGCAGGAGGGCAUAUCGCCCGGCGGGGAGAGAGCAUAUGCGCAUAGAGAUAUCAAACCUGGAAACAUCAUGAUAGCAGACGACGGCAAAACCCCUAUCCUCAUGGACCUCGGAUCCAUCGCUCCCUCACCCACACCAGUAACGUCCCGCUCCCUCGCCCUCCAAAUUCAAGACACCGCCGCCGAGCACUCCACCAUGCCCUACCGCGCCCCCGAACUCUUCGACGUCAAAACCGGCUCCGUGAUCGACACCAAAGUCGACAUCUGGUCACUAGGCUGCACAUUGUACGCCUGCCUCGUGGGCAAGAGUCCCUUCGAAGCCCGCAGCGACGAGACGGGCGGAAGUCUGAGUAUGUGCGUCCUCGGCGGCGAUUGGAGGUUCCCAGACGAGGGACCCCGGCGUGGGAAGCAGCCGGUGGAGGCGACGAUCAGUGAGCCGGUCAAGGAGGUGGUGAGGAGAUGUUUGAAGGUUGAGCCGAGUGAGAGGCCGGACGUGGAUGAAUUGAUCACAAUGGUGAUGGAGGUGUUGAGCGGCAUGCCGGAGGAUGGGGUAGAGGAGUAGGGGAGUAAUGUGUUGUCAUGUUGCAUUCGCUUUGAUCCGGUUUUGUAGCACUAUUUUCGAGAGCGGCUUUCCUAUGCGGCUCUCAGCGGGAGUUUUGGGAUGUACACCUUGGAAUGCUGUGCGAUAACACCGCCAAUAUAUACCCACUGUUGCCUGGUAAAAUUAUGAUG
Molecule: messenger RNA, 1760 nt
Organism: Westerdykella ornata
Lineage: Eukaryota; Fungi; Ascomycota; Dothideomycetes; Pleosporales; Sporormiaceae
Product: Pkinase-domain-containing protein
Exons: 3
Coding region: 412-1590 (392 amino acids)
Biological process (GO): vacuolar protein processing; regulation of vacuole fusion, non-autophagic; protein phosphorylation
Cellular component (GO): cytoplasm; Golgi apparatus
Molecular function (GO): ATP binding; protein serine/threonine kinase activity
Source: RefSeq, a predicted model, not a curated record